AGCAGCAAGGCUCAAGCUGCGCCGAUGUACGAAAUCUCGGACACCGACAGAAUGUAGAACACUGGCAGACUGGAGUGGCGAAGACUGCUGCUCAUCAAGACCCAUGGAUGGCGAAGAAAAUUCGGUGUUCGCCAUCAAUCCCAUGGGUCUACCAUUGAAAGAGCUGCGACGGCUGAAGGACCAAUUUCAAGAUGAAGAGGGGCAACCUGUGAAGCUGGAUGAGCAGCAGUUUGUCGAUGCAUUGUUGUCUCGGCUGGCAAGCUCUGCUGGCACUUCCCAAGAUGAGAGACGUCGAUGGGAUGCUGAGCUGCGAACUUUAUUCAAGAAGAUAGAUGCAGGGUGUUCUGAAACUGUCACUUGGGAGGAGUUCACCAACUACAUGCUAUUCCAUGUGCCGGGCUUCAAUUCUGGUGACGGAGCUUGUGAGUUAUCACACAAUGCUGCUGCUGCAGAAGCGCUGACGGGCGCCUGGCAGUGUGGGCAUGCGGAUAUGAUCAACAGCAUUGCGGUGGUUUCAGACCUUGGUACCACUAGUGGCGCUGGAAGUUCAGGAAGUUCAAGAAAGUACAUCACCGCUGGGCGUGAUGGCUUUGUAAAGGUGUGGCAUCCCAACCUUACACUUCACAAAGCCAUUGAUGUGGGCAACACCAGCAGCUGGCUUUCAGCGUGCUGCUGGAUGCAGAAGUCCAGAAAAUUGGCGGUCGCUUCUUCCAGCUUUCGGAUAUUCUUCUACGACAGUUCCUUCAGUCUUAUCACCCACAUAGACCACAAGGAUGGAACGCCUUUAUGCUUGGGCUACACAGAGUCCCAUGAGAACAAGAGUUCGGAAAAGGAGAUCCUCAUGGUUGGUGAUGACAAGGGCUACGUCACAGUGUUCCCCUUGGAUGCGAACGAUUGGGAGACCGAGCAGAAGACCGAUGGCAAGGAGACGGAGAAAGGAAAGAAAGGGUCUCGUAUUAAGUACCACAAGGACUGGGUGACCAAGGUGGGCUUUGUAUCCCAGUUGCAAGCCAUGGUCACAUGCAGCCUGGAUGGAGAGAUCAACAUUUGUGAUGUUCACACCAAUCAGCGAAAGGAGGGAAGAGAUGCUGUCCGGCUUCACAAGAAAGGCGUUCACUCUUGGUGCUGGUGCAAGAGCUAUAAGUUCUUCGCAUCAGGAGGCUCAGACCGGCAAAUCAUCAUUUGGAAUCCAUACACCCAGAAAGCAAUGAAUUAUCUUCAAGGGCACAAUGCUCCAGUGCUUGAUGUGCUGGUCAAUGAAGCGCAGCACCAGCUUAUUUCCAUGUCUGUUGACAAGGUUGUGAAGGUGUGGGAUAUCUUGAACUACCAAUGCAUUCAGACAUUCACGGACAAGACAGAAUACAAGCCAGAGGAUAGACUGACGUGCAUGGCAUUUGAUGAAGAAGGUCCAGCCCUGGUGCUUUGUUCUAGCUUGAUCAAUGUGCUUCCCGUCAGUGUCAAGGUCGAGACAAGCCGUACACAUUUGGCACCCAUUGUGGGAGCUCUCCACAAUGAUGUCUUCCAUCAAAUCAUCUCGGGGGACCAAUUGGGAACCGUUUCAGUGUGGGACAUCCAGACAGGAAAGCUUGAAUUUGAGUUUCGAAGAGCUCAUCAGGAUCACAAGAUGACCUGUAUGGCGUUUGAUCGGUCAAAGCGCUGUUUGUACACAGGGGGGGAGGAAGGGCUUGUCAAACUAUGGAAUUUUUCUUCCGGACAGCAGUUGCGCACCUUCACCAUGAGGCAGCCGGCUGAGAUUCGGAGCUGGGCCCUCGGAACUUUUCCCAAACGCGCAGACUUCAGGUACCAGUAUAAACAGGUUUAG
Molecule: messenger RNA, 1822 nt
Organism: Durusdinium trenchii
Lineage: Eukaryota; Dinophyceae; Suessiales; Symbiodiniaceae
Source: the annotation of a GenBank genome assembly